AUGGCGAUGGAGGAGAAAAUAAAAUUGUGUUUAAACGAAUUUCAAAUACCUGCGUUAAAAGAGGAACAAAGGAAGAUUUUAGAUGCAUUGUUGGAAAAGAGAGACUGCUUGGCAAUUUUACCGACGGGAUUCGGAAAAUCACUGCCGUACCAACUCCUCGUUCCUUUGAGAAGAUGCAUAAGUCCAGAUGCCGACACACCGAACGUGCUCGUCUGUGCACCUCUAAUCGCACUGAUGGAAGAUCAAGUUGAACGAUUAAAGCGUAUCAAAGGAGUAAGGGCCUUUAUAGCAGGCAAGAGUAUUGACUGUGAUGAUGAGGUGAAGAAAGGGCAGUUUGACUACCUGUUUGGUUCCCCAGAGCUAUUAGUAGGAAGCAGUGAAUGGAGAUCAUACAUACAUGGAUUCAACAUUCAGACCAUAGUCAUCGAUGAAUUCCACACCAUUGCUACAUGGGGUGAAAAAGAAAAAGAGGAUAAGGAAGCAUUCAGAAAAUGGUUUGGAUGUGUUGGAGAACUCAGGUCAUUGCUUCCAGAGGCUUCUGUGCUUGCCCUUAGUGCAACAUGUACCAACAAAAUAAAGAAAAGAGUGCUGAAAGUCCUGUCUUUGAAAGCAGGAUUGUUGACAAUUCAGAUUUCGCCAAAUAAACCAAACAUAAAACUAUGUGUUGAAAAAGUGCCACAUGAAACAGACAAAGCAUUCUCAUGGAUUGUCGAUUCCAUAUUGGAUGGGUCACUACAAAGGACGUUACUGUACUGCACCUCAAUAAACGACUGUUCAAAGAUAUAUUCCUAUCUUACUUCAGAACUGCAAGCAUUAGGAUUCAUGAAGUACAUUGAGAUGUACCAUUCAGAAACACCUGAUGACAAGAAACAAACAAUUAUUGAGGCACUUCAACAGGAAAACUCUCAGUUAAAGCUCAUUAUUGCUACAAAUGCCCUUGGGAUGGGAAUUGACAUACGGAAGUGUCAUGGAGUCAUUAUAUAUGGUGCUGCAAAAAGUGUGCUUGAUAUGGUGCAAGAGAUUGGAAGAGUUGGCAGAGAUGGCCAUCCAUCAGUAGCCUUGUUCUUAUACCAUGGCUAUCAUCUCAGUAAAGCAAGUGAGGAUGUCAAAGGAUUUCUUAAGGAGCAAAAAUGCCACAGGUUAACAUUAAUGGGCAAUUUCUUGAAUGACGAAGACCUUAAAAAGCUUGAACUAGAAGAAGUUGGAAGACAUACAUGCUGUGCCAUUUGCCAUGCAUUGUGCAAAUGUGAAAAAUGUACAUACACUGACUUAGAGCGUGCAUUCGGUUAUUCAAAUUCACAUGAAAGGCAAACUCAAAGUGAAAGUGACACUCAUUCAGAAUCUGAUGCUGACUGA
Molecule: messenger RNA, 1356 nt
Organism: Ostrea edulis (European flat oyster)
Lineage: Eukaryota; Metazoa; Mollusca; Bivalvia; Ostreida; Ostreidae
Product: ATP-dependent DNA helicase RecQ-like
Exons: 3
Coding region: 1-1356 (451 amino acids)
Biological process (GO): telomere maintenance; double-strand break repair via homologous recombination
Cellular component (GO): cytoplasm; nucleoplasm; nucleus
Molecular function (GO): 3'-5' DNA helicase activity; ATP binding; four-way junction helicase activity
Source: RefSeq, a predicted model, not a curated record